AACGGUGUUGAGGUGGAAAAGUCCAUUGCAUUUUCGAAAAAUGAUUUCUCAUCAAUAAUUAUUGUGGUAAAUAUUAAUCUUCAUCAAGAUGGGUGUGCAUGGUUUGUGGCAAUUGUUAAGUUCUACAGGUAAACCUGUACCUCUAGAAUCUCUGGAAGGAAAAGUUCUCGCUGUUGAUGUAAGUGUAUGGCUACAUCAGUUAUCUAAGGGUAUGCGAGACAGCUCGGGCAAUCCUCUACCUAACGCACAUCUCCAUGGCUUGUUUACCAGGAUUUGCAAGUUACUGUAUUACAGAAUUAAACCUGUGUUUGUGUUUGAUGGAGGGGUUCCUAUGCUGAAAAAGCAGACAUUGGCUUCCAGACGAAACAAAAGGGAAGAUGCUGAAAAAACAAGCUCCUUAAUGCAACAGAAGAUUCUUACCAAUCUGAUUCGUAGUCAGGCUCUCAAAGAAGCUUGUGGCCUGGAUAAACUACCAAAUUUACCUCCACCACCAAAGAGCUCUGCAAAGGGAAAUAAAGAUGUGCUGUACCAGUUACCUCCUGUACCAGACACUUCUGUACCGUAUAUGUCUCAAAGAAGUGAAGAGGAUAAGACUUAUAUUCAAAGAAGAGAACUGCAAGAAAUGGUGGAGGACCAGUAUGAAGACAUCAGCAAGAUUGAUGUAGAGUCUGAGGAUUUUAAAGCUCUGCCACCUGAUGUACAGCAUGAAAUCAUGACAGAUAUGAGGUUACGCAAGAAAAAUUACAACCUGUCAAAAAUUGUUGAUUUACCUGAUGAUUCUAAAGAUUUCUCCAAAUACCAAAUGGCGAAGCUUCUAAAGCACAAUAAAGUUAACACCAGACUGGAAGAAGUCCGUAAAGAAAUGAACACUAGACAGACACGUUCUUUGACAAAAAACUUCAAAGGAAGGUUUCAGGAUUCUGAUGACAUUUAUUCUCAAAGAGUUGUGUCCGAGGACUCAGCUCACUAUAUCCUUGCCAAAAGAAACUUGUCACAAAAGAAAGAAGACAAGAGUAGAAAAAUGAUGGAGGUGGAGGCGGAAACUGUUACUGAUAAGCUUGAAGUGAUAGCAGAAGUUGAUGAGUUAAUUGUAGAUUCUGAUGAUGAUAGUGCUGGUGAGGUAGACAUAUUAGAGGAGAGUCGACUUAUAUUUGAGGAGUUAAGUGGUAAAACUGAUGAACCCGAUAGUAACACUGAAAACAAAAGAAACAUUAGUGGUAAAACUAAUGAACCUAAUGAUAACAUUGAAGACACAAGAAACAAAACUAUGAAGCAUGUGGGAGUAAAUAGGAUUGAAAAACAAGAAAAGGAUAAACCUAGAUUCCGUGCAGUAAUUGAAGUGGAGUCUGAUUCUGGUACAGACACUAGUGAUGAUAGUGUUAAGGUUGUUGGUGAUGAAACAGUUGUUUUAGAUGACUCUAAUGUUGAUCCUGAACUGCAGUUUGCCAUCGAGCUCUCACUGCAGGAACAAAGACAUACAAAUGUAAGUAAAGUUAAGAAGUUAAGAGUUCAAGAUACUGAACUUUAUAAAAAGACUGAAAAUGUUGAUGCAGUAAGUACUAAGAAUAAACAUUCAAACAGAUCCGGAAUUCCUGUUGUAACUGCUGGGAGACAAACUCGACAAAGAUCAACUGAAAAAAGACAACAAGGAAUCAUUGAAGCUGAGAAGUCAACAAAACAUCAGAAUAAACAAAGUAAAGUUGAAAAUUUGAUUGGAAGCAGUGUUGCAGAUAGUGAUGAUAUAAACAAAGAAGGUAGAAUGUGUUCUAGUGAAAGUAAUGGAAGGGGUUUUAAUGAUUCUAAAAAGGAAAAUAAAGUUAAUGAAAGGAACAAUGGUAAAAGUUCUGUUGAUGAACAGAGUAACAAGGAGACAUAUACAAGCAGAAGAACAGUCACCAUAGAGAAGAAGUCUGGGAUAUUGAAGCGGAAUAUUUCCUGUCUCUCCAAUGAAUCAGAUGGAAGUGGUGAAGAGCCUAAUAAAGUAAGGAAGAUAGAUUUAUCUGAUGUUGACACUGAUGCUGAUGUCUCGGAGUCUUCUGAGUCUGAUGGAGAUUUUAUUGAAGUGAAGGUUGACUUAACUAAAGUAAGAGAAGACAACUUGUUUCCAGCCAGUAUGUUUGAAGCAGUGGAGGUAAUUGAACCUGAAUCCAUGGACAGUAAAGACAAUAUUAUUCAAAUUAAUGACAGUGCAGCUGAAGAUAAUGACUUAGCUGUUGUAGAGAAGGAAAAGGGAUCAACAAUUGGUGAAGUCAAUGAUAAGAUAAAUGACCAGAUUACAGUAGUAGACAGUGACACUGGAGAUAUGGAGAAUGAAACUGACAAUGAUGAGUCUAAAAAUAGAACUGAAAUCAAUGUGGAUGAGAACCUUGAAGUAAGAUCAACAGGAAGUGAUGUCAUGAAAGCAGAUGAUGAUGUCACCAUGGUUUCUGAAGCAGACGACAUAUCUCUAGAUUCAACAGAAGUGCCUUUAAGCAUGAAAGAUGUCAAAGAACGACCAUCAAGCCCUUUGGUACCCAACCUAGUGAGGCAGUUUGAAAGUUUGAAUGAACAAAGUGUUCGAGGAAUGAGGGAGAAUUUAGCAUCAGAGAACAGACAGUUAAGAUUAGAGCAAGGGAGACAAGAGAGGCUUGCAGUGUCCAUUACUGAUCAGAUGCAUUCAGAAGCUCAGGAAUUACUUCAGCUGUUUGGUAUCCCAUAUAUUGUGAGCCCAACAGAAGCUGAGGCCCAGUGUGCUCAAUUAGAGCUUAUAAAGCUUACUAACGGAACUAUAACAGACGACAGUGAUAUUUGGCUUUUUGGCGGGAAAUGUGUUUUCAAGAAUUUCUUCAAUCAGCAGAAACAUGUAGAAUGCUUCAAAGAUGUGACUAUUAGCUCACAGCUAGGAUUGACCCGUGAAAGUCUUAUAAACAUAGCCAUGUUGUGUGGUAGUGACUACACGGAGGGAAUACGAGGGGUCGGGCCAGUCACUGCCAUGGAAAUCCUCGCUAAAUUUCAAGGAAAGGGGCUGGAAAGUCUUCAGAAAUUGAAAUCAUGGUGGGAAGAUGCACAGAAAGAUGUUAGGAUCUCAGUGACGACCUCAAAACUUCUGACAAAACUCAGGGAAUUGGAUAUAAGUGAAGGAUUUCCCAACACACAAGUGGUAGAGGCAUAUUUAUCUCCUGUUGUUGAUGAUUCCACAGAGAAGUUCACUUGGUCGUUACCAAACCUAGAGCAACUAAGACAAUAUCCUUUAUACAAGCUGAAAUGGAACCGUGAAAAGACAGAUGAAGUUCUAUUACCUGUAAUAAAAAGAUUGAGUGAAAAACAGUCACAGAGAAGUAUAAGUGCAUUUUUUCAACCAGAAGUUUACAUGAACCCUGCUCCUGUAAAGAGCAAGAGACUGCAAAAAGUGGUUAAUAAAUUUGUCAAUCCCUCCGAGGAACAAGGAGAUUCUGAUAAUGAGCAAGACAAGAAAAAGACUAGGUCAAAAGGUCAAGGUGAAGGUAAAAAGUCAAGGUCAAAAGGUCAGUCAGGUGAAAAUGAGACAGUAGAUCCUGAAGGAAUGCCUGAAUCAGCAGGUGUAGGAAAAGAACCUGUAAAGGGAAGAGGUAAAGCUUCAAAUAAGAAAACAAAAGAGGCUAGUCAGUCAAAAGACAAAAGUGCAGAACAAGAAAAAAGUAAACCAGAUUCUGAGUUCGUGAGUGAUAAAGAAAUUGAUAGAAAAGGUAAAGUUGCAUGUAAUGCAGAACCAGACCUAGAAACAAAGGUACGUGGUAAACCUGCCCGUGGGAGAGGUAAGGGUCGAGGAAGAGGCAGAGGUCAAGGGCAAAGUUUGAGGUCAGGGAAUACAAAGAUUGAGAAAGGGAAGAUUAUUUCAUCAGAUAGUGACAGUGUUGAUUCAGAAAGUGACUCUUCAACAUCAUCUUCAGAUGAUGAUUACGAUGACAGUAGUGAUCAUGAUUCUAAUGAUGAUGAAAAAAAUGUUGUGCAAACUGGUUUAAACAUAGAUGAAAUAUUAAACCUUAAGAUGGGGUGCACCUUUGAUGAAAUGAAAAGAGUUAAGAAGUAUAAACAAAAAGGAAAGGUGGUUGAAAAUGUAAUGAAUGUGAAUGAAAUCUUGCAUCUUGAAAGUGGAGCGGAUGGAGAAAGUAAAGAAGUUGAUGAAUGUUUAGUUAAGGAAGAGGAGGAGGAAGAUGUAACUGAAAAUGUUGAUGGUGAUAAAGUUGAUACUGAAAAAAUUGAUGAAGAGAAAUUUAAAAAUGAAGGAGGUUUUAUCAGGGAGGAUGACUUUGAAAUGGAAGAAUGUCCUGAAUUAGAAUCUGAAGAUUUUAUGAUGCAUCUUAAGACUUUAGAGGAUAAAUGUGCAAUUGAUAAUGAGUCUGCAAAGAUUCAAGAUAAACCAAAAGAUUUACAGAAAAAUGUUCCUGAAGAAAGUGAAAAGAAAAAGAAGAAAUCAAAAAUGGUGGAAAACACUACUGCCACUGAAGACUCUUGUAAAAUUGAAACUAAAAGAACUAGGUCAAGCCGAACAAAUAGCAAGAGGGAUAAAUCUAAAGUUUUGCAAUCUGUUACUCAGGAAGACGCUGAGCCUGUAGAAGAUGAAGAUGAUAACAUAAAGGACGAUGGUAAAUUUGGUGGUUCUGUUGAGUCUGAAGUAUUGAACACAUCUGAUAAAAUAAAUGUUCGAGUUGAAGACAAAACAUCUAUAGAGUCUGUGAAAAUAGAGGUUUCAGAAAUAGAUGAGACUAAUGUAGAAACUGCUAGUUGGAAAAGUGGGAAGAAUGAAACAGAGACAACAGUAAAACCAAUAAAGCCUGUAAAAACUGAAACCAAAUCAAAAAAGGCAAAACCUGACAGUAUUUAUAAAACUGACCCAAUUAAACCUGUAGUUACUGGGUUACCUUGGGCAGAAAAGAGGAGAGGGCAGAGGAGGGGACAAAGUGCGAGGGGUCAGGGGAAAUUGAGACUUCAUACUAUAGCUCCAGUGGAGACAGUUAAGAAGAAAUCAAAACCAGCUGAAAAGAAGAGAUUUGAUUGUGUAAAUUUAUCAGAGAGUGAUUCAGAUGAUUAAAAAAGAAUAUUUGUGCAUGUUUUAGGUUAAUAUACCUCACUUUAUAGUUAAUACUUUAUGAUGUUUUUGUUAAGAUGUUGUUAUUGAAAUAUUAAGAUAAAUGAAUUUUAAACCGCCUCCGUGGUCGAGAGGUUAGAGUCGAUGACUUCUAAUCCAGUUACCUCUCUGGCGUGGGUUCGAUCCCAGGGAGAUGCUUUGGUAGUUUAGGGCAGAGGAAGGUAGUCUAGUACUGGUGAAACUCUCCAGGAACGAUGGUUAGGAAACUACCCGCCUAUAUGACUGAAAUACUGUUGAGAAAAGGCGUAAAAUGAAACAAGCAAACAAACAAAUGAAUUUUAAUUGAAAAUUGAUUAAUUUACUUGAUUGAUUUAUACAUUUAUGUUUUUCCUUUCGAAAUAAGUAAAAAUUUAUUUGUUUCUGAAUAACUGGGAUGUUAUAAACUAAAACUGGAACUUUGAUAAUUGUAUUUUGGUAUUUAAGUAAUUGUUCUGAAAUGAAACAUGAUAUCAUUAAAUGAACAUAUUUUAUAAGUCUUAAUAACUGUUGCUAUUUGUUACACAUAUCAUGCUGGUGCUAUAUUUAUAUUUCUGUCCACUUACAAGUUGUUAUAAAAUCUUAAAGGAGCUCCACUGGGGUCCAAAUUGCCUAAAAACAAAAGUUUGGAAUUCUUCCAUAGAUUAAGUGACACACUUUAAAGGAAAAUUCUGCAAAAGAUAAUAAAGGAAUAAACUCAAAGAAUAAACUCAGACUAAUAAAUUGAAAAUCGAUUGUGGCUGAAUUUUUAGCCUACUUUGAGUGAAAAGCAUUGCAAGACUUUUGCAUUUGUUGGUCAUUUUGUACAAUAAAAAUACGUAUUCUGGAAAAAUGGAGUUAGGGAAUGAACUGAAAUUUUUCACACAAGUUAUUAG
Molecule: messenger RNA, 5958 nt
Organism: Ruditapes philippinarum (Manila clam)
Lineage: Eukaryota; Metazoa; Mollusca; Bivalvia; Venerida; Veneridae
Product: DNA excision repair protein ERCC-5 homolog
Exons: 15
Coding region: 89-5050 (1653 amino acids)
Biological process (GO): nucleotide-excision repair
Cellular component (GO): nucleus
Molecular function (GO): single-stranded DNA binding; DNA endonuclease activity
Source: RefSeq, a predicted model, not a curated record